AUGUCGGAACCCGUUAGAUCAAAGGCAGACGUUUUGCUUGAACAGUAUGCACCAUUGUUGAAGAACCUCAUUAGAUUUUCAUCUGCAGUUAAUGCAAAAGAUAUAAAGUUUUACAAGAGUUUAGAGCCACGGAUAAGUGACGAGGCGGAAGAGAUCGAUGCGAACUUGGUUGGAAUUAUGAACGAGAUGGUGAUAUCGGCGUCUACAAUCAAUGCCACUCCAAAUGAAGGUGAGAGAUUCAAGGUUGAUUCCGAUGCUGAGAAUACAAAGGUACUAUCGAAUGUCUUAGACACUCUCUUGGAGAGGGUGGAGCUCAAUUUGGACAACCAUUACAGGGCAAGAAAGAAUACAAGGCCUUCACGAGUGAGUGCACAAUUGGACAUUAAUGAUGACGGUUAUACGUAUUUGGACAAAAAUGACAUGAAUAACCCAAAUUCAGGACACUCUUUGCCGGCCAGGUCUAACCCAAAUAUGGACAAACCACAGGCGAAAUUUCUGGACCCUAUAGACAAUUUCGAAAAGACACCAUUCAAGCCUUUAAUCAAAUUCAAGCCAAAUGCAAUGAAACCAUUGGAUGAAUCUUUACAGUUGGUGGAAGCCACUGAUGAAAUUCCGGAGCAUUAUGAAAACCCUUAUUCUUAUGAGAUAAUGAAUGCAGAGUAUCCGUCGUGGAUAUUGGAGCCUGUUCCGCUGGAUGAAAGAUACGAAUCCAUCCCCUGGGAAGGUUCUCCAGCGGCAGAGUGGAUUGAUUCUCCAGAACAAUUGUCAAAAUUAUUGAUUGAAUUGAACAAAUGCAAAGUGUUUGCAAUUGAUUUGGAGCAUCACGAUUACAGAACGUACCAUGGUUUAACUUCGUUGAUGCAAAUCACCACUGAUUCAAAGAAAGAUUACCUUAUAGACCCCUUAUCUCCUCAAUUGCGUCCUCAUUUACCGAUGCUUAAUGAAGCCUUCACAAACCCAAACAUUGUAAAAGUCUUACAUGGUGCCUUUAUGGACGUUAUAUGGUUGCAACGUGACUUGGGGUUAUAUUUGGUUUCGUUGUUUGAUACUUUCCACGCAGCAAAGCAGUUAUCAUUAGGCAAAUAUUCCUUGGCUUUCCUGUUGGAGGAAUAUGUUAGAUUCCGUACAUCAAAGAAGUGGCAGUUGGCCGAUUGGAGAAUUAGGCCGUUAUCAUCAGAGAUGAUGGAUUAUGCCAAGGCUGAUACUCAUUUCCUUAUUGAGGUUUUCUAUAAAAUGCAUGACGAAUUACUGAAAAUCCCACAAGCCUUACAAAAGACACUCUAUGCAUCUAGGAAGGUUGCAAUUAGAAGAUUUGAAUACUCCACUUUUAGACCUAAGAAUUUAAGUAUGAGCAGCAAUAAUGCAGUGGUUACAACCUCAUAUUCUGUGCCAUUAACUGAUGAGGUCCAAAAAAAUCUCAACUUAGGCUACGAUAGAGAUCUACCAUGGACUAGUUUGAUCUUUAGUAAUAACGUAGCGUUUGAGAGACGACCUUUAUUAGAGAUUUUAUUCAAAUGGAGAGACCAGGAAGCCAGAAAAUUGGACGAAAGCUCCAGAUUCAUAAUGAGUGACUUUAUGUUGAUUUCAUUGAUUAAUGCAUUUCAAAUUGGACAUCCUGAAAACGUCAAUAUUAGUUCAGUCAUGGCAGUUAUAAAUAAAACGUCAAAAUUUGGUGGUUCCUUUUACGUAAGAAAGAUAGUUAAAGAAUUGACUGAGGUUAUUAAGAACGCUGUCAUUGAACUAGAAGGAGUGGAUCUUAACGAAUUGAUGCAGAAGAUUGAUGAUGACAAGAAUGAACUGGCCAAUCAGAUUGAAAAAGAAGUCAACAAAUAUAUCAGUGAAGAUGCAUAUGAGAAUGUCAAAGAUGUUAAUAAAUUAGGUCAGCAGUUUGGACAUUUUAUAGAAUUCUACAAUAGAACAAAUCCACAGGUAGCACACAGUGAUCUAAAAACUAACAUUUCAACUAUUGAGGAGUCGAGUGAAGAUGGUUUAUUCUCCAUCAAAUACGGCAAAAAUGGAAAGGCAGAGCCAAUCAAAAACAGAGAUAUCAAUGAUCGAAUCAGCAAAGUUGUUGAGUUUUUCACUGAAGAAAUGGGCAAGAGUGAUGUAACAUACGAAAUCGAUCAGGAAGAUGUUGAAGAAUUUGAACGCAAAGAAAUGGAACCAGAGCAAGAGUCUAAACAACAGGAGAUCAAUGAACGUGACGAAAUCAUCACAUUGCGUAAGAAGCAGUCCCAAAGCCACAAUCCAAGAAAGAGAAAGAUGAAUGAAGAGGUUGAUCUCAGUAUUGACUUCAACAAGAGCAUUAUGAACAUGGGCGACGAAGGCUUGAGUAGACGUGAGAAACGGAACAGAAAGCAAGAGCAAAACAAGCCUUCAUUCAACCCAUAUGGUACAGGCAUGCUUGAAGAGCUAAAUGUUCCAAAACUAAAGAAAAAGAAGAUUGUUGAAAGAGGUAAAAAUGUCGUUUUCAAGAAGAAAUGA
Molecule: messenger RNA, 2484 nt
Organism: Pichia kudriavzevii
Lineage: Eukaryota; Fungi; Ascomycota; Pichiomycetes; Pichiales; Pichiaceae
Exons: 1
Coding region: 1-2484 (827 amino acids)
Biological process (GO): exonucleolytic trimming to generate mature 3'-end of 5.8S rRNA from tricistronic rRNA transcript (SSU-rRNA, 5.8S rRNA, LSU-rRNA); histone mRNA catabolic process; nuclear polyadenylation-dependent antisense transcript catabolic process
Cellular component (GO): nuclear exosome (RNase complex); nucleolus
Molecular function (GO): nucleic acid binding; nucleotide binding; 3'-5'-RNA exonuclease activity
Source: RefSeq, a predicted model, not a curated record